Lathyrus sativus (Indian pea) is the source of this 1782-nucleotide messenger RNA. NCBI's taxonomy places the organism in Eukaryota, Viridiplantae, Streptophyta, Magnoliopsida, Fabales, Fabaceae. The record is from the annotation of a GenBank genome assembly.
AUGAAAUCAGCGGCUUCUCCGUCGAGCCAAAUAUGGGUAAUGCUUGGUUUGGGUUUAGCCGGAAUUUACGUUCUCACCAGAAAACUUACACAAGCUGUCAAAGAAGAUUUCGGCGCUUUCAUUCUAAAGCUUAAGUUGCUUCCUCCACCGCCUCCCGCUCCUCCCAAAGCUCCUCACCCACUCUCCUCCCUCAAUUUCGCCGUUACCGACAUUUUUGAUAUAGAGGGACACGUGUCGACGUUCGGACAUCCGGAAUGGGCAAGGACGCAUGAGCCUGCUUCUUCUACAUCUCUUGCUGUUUCUACUCUUGUUGAAUCCGGUGCUACUUGUAUUGGAACUACCGUUGUAGACGAAUUGGCUUAUGGCAUCAGUGGUGAAAAUAAGCAUUUUGGAACACCUACCAAUCCUGCUGUUCCUAAUCGUGUACCGGGCGGUUCCUCUAGUGGUGCUGCCGUUGCUGUUGCUGCUAAUUUCGUUGAUUUCUCUUUGGGCGUUGACACUUCUGGAGGGGUGAGAGUACCUGCUGGAUUCUGUGGGAUACUUGGAUUUCGACCUUCACAUGGUGCUGUUUCUCAUAUUGGAAUCAUACCCGUUUCAACAAGUCUGGACACUGUUGGUUGGUUUGCAAAGGAUCCUGAUGUAUUGCGUCGAGUUGGGCAUAUACUUUUACAAGCACCAUUUGUAAUGCAACGCAAUCCCAGGCAAAUCAUUAUAGCGGAUGACUGUUUUCAACACCUAAAUGUUCCUCUUGACAGGUCUUCUCAAGUGGUGAUCAAAGCUACUGAGAAGCUUUUUGGAAAGCAAGUAUUGAAGCAUAUUAAUCUUGAAGACUAUAUAAGUUCUAAAGUUCCCAGCUUGAAGGCUUGUUCCAUCCAAAAAUCAAAUGGCGCAUUGAAAUCUUCUUCAUUAAAAUUGCUCGCCAAUAUUAUGCAAUUUCUACAAAGACAUGAAUUUGAACAUACACAUAAUGAGUGGAUGAGCAUAGUAAAACCUGAUCUUCAUCCAGCUGUUUCAGCACAGUUGCAUGAAAAGUUUGAGGUGUCUGAAGUAGAGAUCGAAAACUCUAAAUCUGUUAGAAGUGAGUUGCGUGUUGCUGUAAACUCACUAUUGAAGGACGAAGGAGUUUUGGUGAUCCCUACUGUAGCUGAUCCUCCUCCCAAAUUAGGCGGAAAGGAGAUCCUAUCUCAUGAUUAUCAGAGCCGUGCAUUGAGUCUGCUAAGUAUUGCUAGCAUAUCAGGUUGCUGUCAGGUCACAAUACCAUUGGGAUUUUAUGACAAGAAUCCGGUUUCAGUGUCCUUGAUAGCUCGGCAUGGUGGUGAUCGCUUUUUGCUUGACACACUUAAGACCAUGUAUACAGUUCUCCAAGAGCAGGCUGAUAUUGCUGCCCCAAGUAAAUCAUCAAAAAGUGUUGUUAGCAAGGAACAAUCCGCUGAGACUGCGAAAGAAAAGGGAAAUCAAGCCUACAAAGAUAAGCAGUGGCAGAAAGCCAUUGGAUUUUAUACCGAAGCUAUUAAACUUUGCGGCAAUAACGCAACAUACUAUAGUAACAGGGCUCAAGCGUAUCUAGAACUGGGCAGUUAUCUUCAAGCUGAGGAAGAUUGUACAACAGCAAUAAGUUUUGACAAAAAGAAUGUGAAGGCCUACUUCCGCAGAGGUACAGCUCGAGAGAUGUUAGGCUACUACAAAGAAGCAAUUGAUGAUUUCAAAUAUGCCCUUGUACUUGAGCCAACCAACAAAAGGGCCGCCUCAUCUGCUGAAAGGUUGAGGAAACUAUUUCAGUAG